GGUCCAUGUUAUGGCGAAGAUUCGUAAGGAGUAUAGCAGUAAUCCAGAAUUUGACGCAACCAAAGUUCGUUCAGCAUCUUCGGCUGCUGAGGGUCUGUGCAAGUGGGUUUGUGCCAUGGAGAUAUAUGAUCGUGUAGCUAAAGUAGUCGCACCAAAGAAAGCCAAGUUGGCUGAAGCCGAAGGAUCAUUGGCUGAAACUAUGGGAAUAUUGGAGUCUAAGCGUCGUGAGUUGGCUGAGGUUGAGGAAAGAUUGGCUAAUUUAAAGAGUCAAUUCCAAGAAAUGACUGAAAAGAAAGAACAUCUCGAAUUUCAGGUAUUUAACAAACACUUUGUUUGCACAACCCAAAUUACCGUAGGGUGGUUUCCCGGUAUAAUUUUAUAACGCAUGUGUUUAAAAGAAGCAUUUGGUCGCAAUCGAAAAUUGGCAUUGGGGCAUUGAUUAAAACAACGUUAACACCUUUGUAUUUUUGGAAACUCAGAUUAUUUAAUUCUAACUUAACAAUUGAAAGUAGCUUUAAGUGGUGUUUUCAGUUUUCAGUUCGAACAUUUUCACAAAAAAUACGCGACACUGAAAAUUCGUUCAGCAGUUUGUCAUAUUUCGUUGAUAUUUAUUGUUUGUAUUUUAAAAGUUGUUUCCUUUAUAGCUACGAACACGGCGCCACAUUGUUUUAGUCGUGUUUCCACGUUUCGUAAUCGUAUUUCCACAGCAUAGUGUCAUAACAUUGAAUAUUAUUAUUUUCAUAUUCAACGUUAUGACAGCAUAUGAUCCAUUGAAUAUUAUGUUAAAACUCUUCCAUAUUUGGUCAUCUAUAUUAUUGAGAUGAUAUGACGAUUUCACUGCUGGGUGUUAGCCAAUCAGAAACCGGCCCAUGAGCGAAAUGUUCUAUAUUUUUCCCCAGGUUGACUUGUGUUCUAAGAAACUUGAUCGCGCACAAAAACUUAUUGGUGGUCUCGGAGGUGAGAAAGACAGGUGGUCAGCUGCCGCGGCAGACUUACAACGUGUUUAUGACAAUCUCACUGGCGAUGUUCUCAUAUCAUCUGGUGUCAUUGCUUAUCUUGGUGCUUUUACAUCGCUCUUUCGUAAGAGAUGUACAGAUGACUGGUCGCAAACAUGCAAGGUACAAAUCAAAACUACAAAUAGACAACCGUGCACCCACUCGUGUUGUAAAAGGAUUACAAAACAUAAUCUAGGUUGAUGGUUCGAUAUCUGAGCCUUAAUUGUAUCACAGGUACUAAACUCCGGUUAAAGGCGGAGGUUAUUCCACGAACGCGCUUCUCCCAAUUUUGGUACACCAGAUCCCUUUCAGUUCGAAAUCAUUAUUAGAGUAUAUAGCUCUGCACAAGGCCACAAUUAAAAUCAUUUUUCAUAUUUUGUCUUCACGACUCUUCUGAAUGGAUUCGAUUGAGCAUGUAUGCAUCCGAAUACCUAUCCUAGUUUCCGCUGUUUCCGCCCCACAUGACCAAUUCUUAUGCCUUAUACUCAAAUAGUAUUUUGCCCUCUAUUUAAUCUCUAGGGAAGAGGCAUUUCAUGCUCAUCAGAUUUCUCACUCAGUAAAACUCUUGGUGAACCAAUAAAGAUCCGUGCAUGGAAUAUCGCUGGUUUACCAACUGACUCAUUUUCCAUUGAUAACGGUGUUAUUGUGGAUAACGCAAGACGAUGGUGAGUUGGGUGUAACAUUCACAAAUCCUUUCCAAAAUGCACGUUACCCCCAAUUAUUUCAAAUCAAGAAGGUUUAAUUAUUCUUCCCAAACCAUAAAAUUUAUUAUAAGGUUCAGUUUGAGAGUUUUUCUAUGUGUGACAUUACUGACAAGUUGUAACUUGUCCGUCAUGUUUAACUCCAAUCUUGUUCCCCGUGCCCGCGAUUAUCUGGUGAAGGAUACCGAGGCUCAGGUGGGGAAUAACGGUUUUGGUUGGUUAUUUGUUAAUUUCUCGUACCCAUUCUCUUUUACCACAAUUCCGUGCCGAUACUGUGGUAACAAUCCACUGUGCCUGUCUAUGUAUCGUGCAAAUCGUGAGUCUGUUUAGUUCUGCGAGCACGAUGUUCCCCAGAGCCUCGCAUGAACGUUCCCUAGAGCAUCGCUUGAACUCGUAAGUGGUCCUAGGGGUGAGGCUCGCACACCUCCUUUCUCCCACACAAUCCCAACGUCCACGCCGGAGAAAUGUUGGCAUCGAACGGUUUUAAUGUGAUUAAACUGUACAUAGCAGGUUCAGUGUUAAAGCAACAGAACAGCUUUCGUGCAUCUACUUGGCCAAAUGUAACCACACAUUGAUAUUUUAGGCCACUCAUGAUCGAUCCACAAGGCCAAGCCAACAAGUGGGUAAAGAAUUCGGAAAAAGAUAAUCGUCUGUCGGUAAGGACAAAAGUAUCAUUCUUUUACUUGCACAUAUUACUUUCAGUCAUCAUUUGAACUUGUGCCUGCACAUUUUAAAAUCUCGUUAAAAUCUUGCCAUUUUGACAAUAUUUAGUUCUCAAAACCUAAAAUAUGCAUUUUUGCAGGCACACUCUGAAUUUAAAUAUUUGUCUCGAUGGCGCUACAUAAUAUUAAUGAUUAACUGUAUUUUAUCUGUUAAUCUGUGUGUGCUUACAGGUGAUCAAACUAACAGAUGCAGACUACAUCCGUACGUUAGAAAACAGUAUUCAGUUUGGGACACCUGUAUUAUUAGAGAAUGUGCGUGAAGAACUAGACCCAUCGUUAGAACCGUUGUUAUUGAAACAGACAUUUAAACAAGGUAGGUAUCACUAAUUUCAUGUUUUUAUUCCAAAAUAACGCUAUAUAUGUACUUCAUGCCUUAUAUAACGAUUCAAUUUUUCUUUAUACAGGUGGAGUUUUGUGCAUUCGUUUGGGAGAAACUGUGAUUGAAUAUUCCAGUGAUUUUAGGUUUUAUAUCACAACUAAACUUCGAAAUCCCCAUUACUUGCCAGAGUUAUCAACAAAGGUGGGUAUAUACUCUUAAUAUCUUGGUAUACUCACUGAAUGACAUGCCCUAAGCCGGCAUACCCCCUCUGCAAUAUAACGGUUCGAUUAGGUUACCUAGAGCCUCUAAAGAUCGUUCGAGCACUGUUUAGCCCAUAAUACAUGCGUGUGUUGUGUGUGUUGUCGUGCUGAGUUGCGGUUUUGGAAGCUGGUUGUCCAAAAUGCUCUAUGAUUUAUUUUAACAUAUUAAACUUCAUUAAAGAUACCUUGGAAGUAUAAAAUUAUAUACAUUGUAUACACUAAACUGCAUGCCAGUCUCCAUAUAGCUCAAUAAUUCACUUUUUUUCGCCUGGUUUUCACUAUAGGUAACACUUUUGAACUUCAUGAUAACACGUGAAGGUUUAGAGGAUCAACUUCUUGGGAUUGUUGUUGCAAAAGAAAGGUAACAUAUUUGUUAAACUGUGUGUCCUUGCGGCCACUGUGAGAAUAUUUGAACAGGAAGAUCAGACAUGGUGUAAUAGCUUAAAUACAUUAGUUUAAAUACGUUUAUUUGGAACAAAUAUCAAAACAAUAUAUGCAUGUAAAUACAGAACAGCCAGGCCGAAUGUACAUGUAAGUCACACUAGAAUUAUCAACAUGUCUUUCUGUCAGUCUCUGUUUGUCUGCAGGAAUCUUCAUUGUUUAAACGGAACUAUCGAUCGCAAUAAUUGCUAAUGAAAUUGCUAAAAUGAUGUAUCAUUUUAAUUACUUUCCCUUAAGGACAAAUUUUACAUGGGAGAUGUGGGGAAGUGCGCACCUCCCCUGAGAUCGUUUUACACCUCCCCUGAAAAGUCAUGCACCUCCCCUUGCGAAAGUUUCAAUGAUAGAUCAGAGUGAAAAUUUGACAUUUUUUUGUUGCUUAGGGUCUGCACUUCGUAAGAAAGUUAUUCUGUAAAAUUGAAACAGUGAUAGCUAUUCAUCUCUGUGUCAAGUACCCUUUUAAUGCAAUGUUUUGAAAGAAACUUUGCAAUAAUUUGCAAAAAUGAGUAGGAUGAGUAGUGCAGUCAGUCAUAAUUCAUUAAUACAUAUGUACACUACAUGCAUAUGUCACGUCGUUGACUUUGGCCCGUUCUAAGCCCUAACUUUCCAUGGGGGUCGUGAGCUAUACCGCUGCACCUCCCCUAAGUUUCUUUCCAACCUCCCCCACUAUUUACACCAAAAUCCGGUUUUGAAUUUUUAUUGUCUUUUCAUUCAAUUUAUGCAUUUCAAUUAUUACAGACCUGAACUAGAAGAAGAACGCCAAGGACUAAUAUUACAAAGUGCUGCGAAUAAGAAACAGUUGAAGGAAAUUGAAGAUAAAAUACUGGAAACACUCUCAUCUUCACAAGGAAAUAUCUUGGAGGAUGAGUCUGCAAUUCAAAUUCUUGACUCGUCCAAGGUA
Molecule: messenger RNA, 4336 nt
Organism: Paramuricea clavata
Lineage: Eukaryota; Metazoa; Cnidaria; Anthozoa; Malacalcyonacea; Plexauridae
Source: the annotation of a GenBank genome assembly